Xenopus laevis (African clawed frog) is the source of this 2589-nucleotide messenger RNA. It is a transcript of the gene clip4.L, whose product is annotated as CAP-Gly domain containing linker protein family member 4 L homeolog. The record is from RefSeq and is a predicted model, not a curated record. Lineage: Eukaryota; Metazoa; Chordata; Amphibia; Anura; Pipidae. The coding region runs from base 166 to 2316 and encodes 716 amino acids. Gene Ontology annotation, biological process: cytoplasmic microtubule organization. Gene Ontology annotation, molecular function: microtubule plus-end binding. The transcript has 16 exons. Gene Ontology annotation, cellular component: nucleus; cell cortex; cytoplasm.
ACAGUGAGAAAAGCCACAGAGCGGGCAGAAGGUUCUGACAGGCACGUCUCCGCCCCCUCAGUGACGAGUAGGGGGCGGAGUCGCAGAGUCUCCUCGGUUCUAUGUAACCUGCUGGAUGGGAUCCGGCUCCGUGCUGCUGCCACACAAGGUGGAGCCCCCUAGAAGAUGACAAUUGAGGAUUUGGGAACCGAUCACCUUGGAAAAGCUUCUCUUCCUAUCGUUAGAAAUUACCGGGCUUAUUACGUGGGUUGCAAGAGGCCGGUGACCUUUUCUAUCUCUGCUGCGCCAAUGCCUUCCGACUGCGAAUUCUCCUUCUUCGAUCCAAAUGAUGCUUCCUGCCAGGACAUCUUGUUUAACCCAAGCACUUCCAUUUCGGAGCUGUUUGCUAUCCUGCGCCAGUGGGUUCCCCAGGUUCAGCAGAGCAUCGAUGUCAUUGGUAAUGAGAUUCUGAAGAGAGGAUGUGGAGUCAAUGACCGAGAUGGGCUCACAGACAUGACCCUCCUGCAUUAUACCUGCAAGUCUGGGGCCCAAGGCAUAGGAGAUGCCGAGACCGCAGCAAAAUUUGCUUCCCGUUUGAUCGACCUGGGGGCAGACAUCAACUUGCGGAGCCGUUGGACCAAUAUGAAUGCUCUGCACUACGCAGCCUACUUUGAUGUCCCUGAGCUCGUUGAGGUUAUCCUGAAAAACCCUAAGCCAAAAGAUGUUGAUGCCACCUGCAGUGACUUUGAUUUCGGCACAGCUCUGCAUAUAGCAGCCUCCAACCUGUGCCUGGGAGCAGUGAGAAGCCUGCUUGAACAUGGAGCUAAUCCUGCCUUCCGGGACGACAGAGGACAAGCCCCAGCAGAUGUCGUUCCUGACCCAGUUGACAUGCCAUUGGAAAUGGCCGACGCAGCUGCAGUAGCCAAAGAAAUUAAACAGAAUCUGCUGGAUGCCAUUCCCCUGUCCUGCAAUCUCUCCAGUGUCAGCCCCACCAGCCAUGACACUGUCCCCUGUGAUGCUUCACUCUUGACGGCUGGUCUGAAGAUUGGGGACAGGGUGCUCAUAGCUGGCCAGAAGGUGGGCAUAUUGAGAUUUUGUGGAUCGACUGAGUUUGCAUCUGGGCAAUGGGCUGGCAUAGAGAUGGAUGAAUCUGAAGGAAAGAAUGAUGGCAGCAUUGGAGGCGUAAAAUAUUUUAAAUGUCCCCCAAAACACGGAAUUUUUGCACCUCUCUCUAAGAUUAGCCGAGCAAGUGAGUCCAUGCGCACAUUUAUCAAGAGUUCCUCUGACAAAACGGUGGCUUCUGUCAAAUCCCAAAAGCUGGACCUUCGCCGUGUCACUUCAAAGAUCAAUACAGGACUUGGUCCAACUAAGAAAAAUAGUCUCUCUGACUCAUUCCAGGGAAGUGAAGCGUCGGACUGUGUAACUGCAAAGAAAGCUUUCUACAUCGGAUCCAGCAGCCUCUCUUCCUCCACAUCUUCCUCCACCUCCUCAGUAGAGGCUAAGCCGCCCCUUUCCAACCAUCUUCGGCACCGCGGCUCAAAUAACCGUAAAAUUUCAGCUCCGUUUAGGUCCAAGUCCUCUUCGUUAAGGACUAUGAAUGGCCUCAAGGCUCGUGUUCCAUCUGUAGGAAGCCUGCAGAACUACCAGGCGGAAUUCCACCCUGGGGACCGAGUGCUGGUCGUGGGUCAAAGGAUCGGGACUGUCAGAUUCUAUGGCAAAACCAGCUUUUCUCCAGGCUUCUGGUGUGGAAUCGAACUGGACAAGCCCCAUGGAAAGAACAACGGCUCUAUCUCUGGGGUUCAGUACUUUACAUGCCCCCCAAAACAUGGCGUGUUUGCCCCCCCGUCCCGAGUACAACGAGUGUCCGGCUCUGUAGACUCCCUGUCAGAAAUCCCAGCAAGCAAACUCAAUCAUUCUUUCCCAGGAUUCAGAAGGAGUUACAGUUCAACAUCAACCAGAGCAUCACAAAGCGAGGCUGACCGUAGACAUUCUUUGGGCAGACCCAAGAAACCGCCACUGCGUCGGAGCUGGAGUAGCACCGUCACCACCAACAGCAGCAGUGCCAGCAUUGAGGGUCCAGUGCAACUGCAGCAAGGCUCCCAGGUGCUCCUCAGCAGCUCCAAUGAGAUGGCAGUGAUCCGCUACAUCGGCCCCACUGAUUUUGCCCCCGGCGUGUGGCUGGGCCUCGAGCUGCGCAACACCAAGGGCAAAAACGAUGGCUCCGUGGGGGAGAAGCGCUACUUCCACUGCAAACCCAAACAUGGCAUCUUGGUGCGGCCGAGUCGGGUCACCUACCGUGGAAUAAACGGCUCAAAACUGGUGGAUGGAGUUUGCUGACCGGGAUCAGGUUCUGCAUCUGUAAAUACCAACUGGAAUUUAUUACUGAAUUCCACAUUUAUUUCUUAUACAUGUGAGCAAAUGGCACUUUAUUGCCCCACUUCCUGUGCGUCUCCUUCCUGUUCCCCCCCUAGUCUGUCUUAAUCUUUCUGUCUCUCUAUCAUUUUUGCACCCACACUGGUUUGUAAGCAACACACACUGGGGCUCAUUUAUCAACACUGGUCAAAUUUGCCCAUGGGCAGUAACUCAUAGCAACCAAUCAGUGAUUAGCUU